AUUAACCAUGAAGAAGCUUCUUGGACUCACCUUGGUUUUUCUAUUAGCUGCAGUGACUUGCAAAGGUCAAGAGAUUACUUGCGAAGAGGGCACUCCACCAUACACCAAAUGUAACAAUACUGAUCGUUUCAACAGAGGCGGUUUCGGAAAAGACUUCUUUUUCGGUGUUGCAUCUGCUGCUUACCAGGCACGUAACAAACCACACAUUUGUGUUAUCGAAGGAGGCAGAGGUCGUGGCAUUAACGUUUGGGAUGCGUUCACUCACCGAUACCCAGAGAAAGGAGGGCCCGAUUUGCUGAAUGGAGACAUUGCUUGUGAUUCAUACCAGCAUUGGCAGAAAGAUGUUGACGUGAUGGCAGAACUUGGAGUUAAUGCCUAUAGACUAUCCAUUGCGUGGUCAAGAAUCAUUCCAAGAGGAAAGAGGAGUAGGGGAAUUAACCAAGAUGGGAUUAAUUACUAUAGCGGUCUCAUAGACGCCCUCCUCGCAAGGAAUAUAACGCCUUUCGUUACCCUCUUCCACUGGGACCUUCCUCAAACACUGCAAGAUGAGUAUGAAGGUUUUCUUGACCGCCAAGUCAUAGAGGAUUUCAAAAAUUAUGCGGAUGUGUGUUUCGAGGCAUUCGGUGGUAGGGUAAAGAACUGGAUCACUAUCAACCAGCUCUUCACAGUGCCUACGAGAGGCUACGCAUUGGGAACAGAUGCACCCGGUCGAUGUUCUCCUUGGGUUGAUAAAAGAUGUUACGGCGGAAAUUCUUCAACAGAACCCUACAUCGUUGCACAUCACCAGCUUCUUGCUCAUGCCACGGUCGUCGAUCUUUACAGAAAGAAAUACAAGUUCCAAGGAGGAAAGAUUGGACCUGUGAUGAUAACUAGAUGGUUUCUCCCAUAUAAUGAAAGUAAAGCCAGCAAAGAGGCAACGGAGAGGAGCAAAGAAUUCUUCUUUGGAUGGAUGAAUAUGUUCGACGCUAAAGGCACUUUUUACCGACCAAGAGGCAUGUUAGACGUAAUGGAGCACUUCAAAAACAGAUACGGAAACCCUUUAAUCUAUGUCACGGAGAACGGAAUUAGUACCCCGGGUAGCGAAACCUUUGACGAAAGUGUCGCCGACUACAAGCGGAUUGAUUAUCUCUGCAGUCAUCUCUGCUUUCUCCGUAAGGCCAUCGAGGAGAAGAAGGUUAACGUGAAAGGAUACUUUGCAUGGUCCCUUGGAGACAAUUAUGAGUUUUGCGCAGGCUAUACAGUCAGAUUCGGACUCAGUUACGUUGAUUUUGCCAACCUCACUGCUGAUAGAGACCUUAAAGCAUCUGGCAAGUGGUACAAGAAGUUCUUACAUGUUAACACCAAGGACAAUGAGAACCAAGGUCUCCUCCGUUCAAGCCUCUCCUUCCAGAACGAGAAGCUCGCAGAUGCA
This is a messenger RNA of Thlaspi arvense, 1411 nucleotides long. The record is from the annotation of a GenBank genome assembly. Lineage: Eukaryota; Viridiplantae; Streptophyta; Magnoliopsida; Brassicales; Brassicaceae.